CUCAACUGGUGAAUCUGUUUUCAGAUCAAGGUUUUGGCUCCCUUGUUCCUGUUCCUGUUUCUUGUUCUAGCUCUGCUCUCCAGCAGUUCAGCUCGUGCCUGGGCACACACUGCCACUGGAAUACAAGUUAUGAUCCAGCUGCAGCUGAGCCUUUCCCAAAGUUCAGCCACCCAGACACCCCAGAUCCUGGAACUGAAAAGUGAUGUCCUGACACCUGGGAGCAUGACAGACCUGGAAUGACUGGGGAGAAGCUGCUUUCAUUGGCCAUCCCUGAUCUUGCGUGCCCAUUAAAAGGUGCCAGCACUUGCAGUCUGCUUGGUCAAGCCUGGAAGGCUGGGCCUGGAUCUGCUCUGGACCUUUGAAGGAGAUCUGGACCUCUCCUUCCUGACCCCAAGGAGCCAUGGAAGACAAACGCAACAUCCCCAUCAUUGAGUGGGAGCACCUGGACAAAAGGAAAUUCUACGUGUUUGGGAUUUGCAUGACCAUGAUGAUCCGGGUGAGCGUUUACCCCUUCACGCUCAUCCGCACGCGCCUGCAGGUUCAGAAGGGCAAGAGCCUGUACAACGGGACCUUCGACGCCUUUGUGAAAAUCCUGCGGACAGAAGGGACCGCUGGGCUCUACCGUGGCUUCCUGGUGAACACCUUCACCCUGAUCUCAGGACAGUGCUACGUCACGACCUACGAGCUCACUCGCAAGUACGUGUCGCGCUACAACAACAACAACGCUGUCAAGUCCCUGGUGGCCGGCGGCUCGGCCUCGCUGGUGGCCCAGAGCAUCACGGUGCCCAUCGAUGUCAUCUCCCAGCACCUCAUGAUGCAGAGGAAGGGAGAAAGCAUGGGCAGGUUCAAGGUGCAGAACCAAGAUGGCAAGCGUGUGCUGGUCUUUGGCCAAACCAAGGACAUCAUUGUACAGAUUUUCAAGGCCGACGGUUUUAGAGGCUUCUACCGGGGUUAUGUGGCCUCGCUGCUCACUUAUAUUCCCAACAGUGCGGUCUGGUGGCCCUUCUACCACUUCUAUGCUGAACAGCUUUCGAGUUUGACUCCUAAAGACUGUCCCCACCUCCUCCUGCAGGCGAUAUCAGGGCCCCUUGCAGCUGCCACAGCUUCCACUCUCACCAACCCCAUGGAUGUGGUGAGGGCUCGGGUCCAGGUGGAAGGCAAGAGCUCCAUCAUUCUCACCUUCAAACAGCUCAUUGCAGAGGAAGGUCCCUGGGGGCUGACUAAAGGCCUCUCUGCCCGCAUCAUCUCGGCCACUCCUUCCACCAUCGUCAUCGUGGUGGGCUAUGAAACGCUGAAGAAGCUGAGCCUGCGCCCAGAGCUGGUGGACUCAAGGCACUGGUAGAGGCAGCUGGGGGAGGAGAACCUUCCUGUGAACUCUCUGAGUUUGGACUGCUGCAGGGGAGAGCCUGGGAUGCAACGCAGCUGCUGUGCCUUUGUCUCUGGCUGGUUUCACAGCACAAGGCAGAUGCAAAAGCAACUGCACUUCACCUCUUUAGAUCUGAGUGUCAUGCAAUGGUCUGCUGCUGGUUUCGCUUCAACUGUGACCUUUGGCAGUGCUCUUUGCCUGGAACAGUCCAUUCCAGGUGUGUGAAUGCAUCCUGGCAAGUUAGUAAUUCCUUUUUUUUUUUAAAUUAAAGACUUACUGGCUUAAGCAAAAAGCCAGUUUAUUCUCUUUAAAUUAUUUUCAUCUUUGCCAAACUUCCAAGGAGUCUCACGGCCUGCAGCAGGGCCCUCUGCUGGGAUGUCUCUAGUGGCAAUUGUGCUGUGGGAAACUGGAAGCAGAAAAUAGACAAGUGACUUUCUCCAAUUACCUGCUUUUAUUUCUAGAAGAUGUGAGACAAGAGUAACCUGGAACCACUUCAGACCUGAUUCCUGCGUUUUGAAUAGAUCUACAUACUUGUUUUGUACAUUCUUGGAAAAUGUUCCCUGUCUCUCAUCCUCCAAACAGCAAGCUGGCUGAUAGCAAGUCAGGAGCUGAGCUGGCUGUUUGGAAUUAGCUGAUUUGACACCAGGCAGUUUUGACACCUAACCUGUGUUUUUAAUCUGUUGUAAUUUAAUUUUUUUAUUUUAGGGAAGCUUAUUCUGAUUUCUGGGGAGCUGAAUGGUUGUCCUGUGGCCUCGUUCAGUGUGUCAAUCCUGCAUGUUCAGAGUGGCUGUGGCCACUUCCCACCUUAGUUAGUUUAAGCCCAAAAAUGCAGUUUGGAAGUGUUUGAUCGUGGUGCUGCCAGCAGCUGGAUGAGAACUGAACGGGCUUUGAGCUACAAUUAGAUGGGACGUGGGGAAGGAGAAACCUUGUGCUGGCUUUUGAUCCAGUUCAAACCUGACAGGCAUGUUUAUAUUGAAUAAGAAGUGAUGGUUCACUUCACGAGUUUAAAUUCUGCUCUUCCAGUUUGGGAAGGGCAGGGAUAAUGUUUUGCACAAUUGCUGGAUCAGAAGCCUGAGCUACGGUCUGUGUAUUUUACCAGGUGAAAACUUCAGGGGAUGAAACCAGAGGCUGCUUUUUGGGGAGGGGAGGGAGGGGGUUGUUUGACUGCACUCUGCUGCUCUUGGUGGUUGAGAUUUGCCUUUCAUGCUGCCAGCCCACACGUGGUGCUCGUCCUGGUUAGCCACAUCCGGGGGGUUUGGGGUGCACCUGCACACAACAGAGUGCACCACCUCCAUUCCCCUUCUGCCAUAACCAGGAAUUUGAAGUGUUGAUCCUGCUGACCUGUGGCUGUUGCUGGGCUCCACUUGGCUGUGUCUUCCUGAGGGGAUUCACCAGGUGUGGCUCUGCCCUUCGUGCCAGUGUUGUCCCUGCCCAGCAGGCACUGGGCAUGCCACCACGCCUGCUGGAAAUGGAGGGUGCUAAAGCUGCUGCUGAGGUGGGAGAGGUUUCUCUGCUAAGGGCAGGGCUUGAUUCUAAGGUGCAGUUGGGGCUGCAGGUGAGUCAUCAGAGCCUCUUCAUCCCAGUUUUGUUUCUUGCAGUGCUCAGAAAGGCACUGGGUGCUGGAGCCACUGGUGGAGCUGUUGGAGCAGCACCUUCUGCACCUGCUCCUGUCACCUGUUUGUUGUUUAAAAGUUGACACCAGUCGGCUCUUGCUCUAAUAAUAGAUUCUGCUCUGAAAAGCAGAACAGCACCCCAAAUCACAAGGCAGCAGGAUGUCAACACUAAUUUAGCAGGAACAAUAACCAUCAACCUCUGCCAGGUGCAGCAGGGCCAGUCCCAGUGUGCGGACAGAGGGGCGGCAGCACCGGUGUGGGGAGACACUGUCAAACUUAAUGUUCCUCUCGUAACCAGCAACGUUCUUGACAACUAAUAAACUUGAGAGACCUUCA
Messenger RNA from Pyrgilauda ruficollis (rufous-necked snowfinch), 3315 nucleotides. RefSeq names its product solute carrier family 25 member 44 (gene SLC25A44). Gene Ontology annotation, cellular component: mitochondrion. The coding region runs from base 401 to 1342 and encodes 313 amino acids. Gene Ontology annotation, molecular function: branched-chain amino acid transmembrane transporter activity. Gene Ontology annotation, biological process: branched-chain amino acid catabolic process. The record is from RefSeq and is a predicted model, not a curated record. NCBI's taxonomy places the organism in Eukaryota, Metazoa, Chordata, Aves, Passeriformes, Passeridae. The transcript has 5 exons.